Molecule: messenger RNA, 2483 nt
Organism: Hevea brasiliensis (rubber tree)
Lineage: Eukaryota; Viridiplantae; Streptophyta; Magnoliopsida; Malpighiales; Euphorbiaceae
Exons: 2
Coding region: 92-2065 (657 amino acids)
Source: RefSeq, a predicted model, not a curated record
UAGUAGUCCCUGGCCAGAAAACCCCAAACCUUUCCCCCUUCAUUUAUCUCCGUUGUAUGGUAGCAUCCUUUCUCAUUCUCUGUUUGGAACCAUGGACGUGGAACUGGACCAAAAGCAAGAAGCCCUCCGUCUCAAAGCCAUAGCAGAAACGAAGUACACCAGCGACAACAUCAAAUCAGCUCUCAAACACGCCAAGAAAGCUCAUUGUCUUUGUCCAAACCUGGAUGGUCUGUCAUCAAUUCUUACAGCCUUAAAGAUCCUCCGGGUGGUCUCCAAGACCCACUCUGAUAUCACUGACUGGUACAAGAUUCUCCAGGUAGAGCCCUUUUCUCACAUAAACGCAAUUAAAAAGCAAUACAAGAAGUUGGCUUUAAUCUUGCACCCUGAUAAAAAUCCAUAUAUAGGAUGUGAAGAGGCAUUUAAGCUUGUGGGUGAAGGGUUUAGGGUUUUGUCUGACAAGAUUAGGAGGAAAGAAUAUGAUAUGAGGUUGAGAAUUAAGCUUCAGGAGGAGAGGGUUAAUGACAACACUGUGGUGGAGACAUUUUGGACUGCGUGUUCUAGGUGUAGGCUUUUGCAUCAGUUUGAGAGAAGGUAUUUGGGGCACAAUUUGGUGUGUCCUAGUUGUAAGAAAAGUUUUGAGGCUGUGGAGGUGGAAGAAGAGGAUAAGGAGGGCAAUGGGAUUGGGGCUGGCGUUAGAGUUAGGAGUGAGAGAUUGAGGAGAAAAGUGGUGGUUGCUGAAGUAUUCAGGGACUUGGGUUCGAAGCAAAAAAUGGGUAACGUUGAUUCCAGGGUAAAAUCAAGAGGUGGUGGAAGGAUUGAUGAGUUGAGGUCAGCAGGAAAUAUUGGGAUCGGUGACAAGGUGGGUACUAUGGGUUUGAGGAGUAAAGCAGGUGUUGGUCAAGUGGAGGGUCAGACAGGGAGGAGCGCUAACUUGAAGGUGAAUGAGCGUGGUUCUGGGGAAUGGAGUGGUGGGAGAUUGAGGACUGUAGGUUUGAGGAGGAAAAUGAGUACUGUUGAUGAAGUCUUGGAGAGAUCAAAGCCAAAGAGAGUGAAAGUUGGAGCGGAUAUGAUGACACUAGCAGAGAUGCAGUUAGAAGCAAAGCAGAAAGCUUUUAAAGAGAAGGCAAAAUUGAAGGAGAGGGAAAAGCAGAAGGAUGCAGUAAAGAAGAGAAGUCAAAAAGAGAAGGAAAAACUUGAGCUCUUGAAGAAGCUUGGAGAUAUAAAGAUUAAGAAAAGUGGAGCUUCAAAGAAGAGUGGGGAGAUGGAUCUUGAAGGAGGCAUGUUGGAUGAGAGUAAGGAUUUGGGAAUUAAGAGGCGUGCUGCAUCAAGGAAGAGUGUAAAUUUGGAAAUUGAGCGCCAUAGGGGUUUGAGAAGUGGAGAUUUGGAGAUAAUGGCAGUGGAGGAUUCUGAUUUCUAUGACUUUGACAGAGAUAGAGUGGAGAGGAGUUUUAAGAAAGGGCAAGUGUGGGCUAUAUAUGAUGAUGACAGAAUGCCAAGGCACUAUGGCUUGAUUGAUGAAGUUGUUUCUGUGAAUCCUUUUGAGGUGGAGUUAAGUUGGUUGGAACUUCAGUAUUAUGGGGAUGAAAGAUUGAUUUGUUGGGAGAAAAUGGGAUUUCAUGUAUCUUGUGGGAGAUUUAAAGUUUCUAGGAAGACAACCAUCAACUCCCUGAAUAUCUUUUCACACAUUGUUGAUUGUGAAAGGGCAGCUAGAGAAGUUUAUAGGAUUUAUCCAAAAAAGGGUUCAGUAUGGGCACUUUAUAAUGAAGUUGAUUUGUGCAUGGAAGAAAGAAAUCCAUGUGCUAGAGAUAAGCAAUGUUAUGAAAUGGUUGUGUUUUUAACCACUUACAGUGAGAUGCAUGGAUUGAGCAUGGCAUACCUUGAGAAAGUUGACGGAUUCAAUACUGUAUUUAAGAGACGGGAAGUUGGAUGUCAUGCUAUUAGAUGGCUUGAAAAAGAUGAUGUUCGGCUGCUUUCACAUCAGGUUCCUGCAAGGAAGCUUUCUGGAGAUGAGGUCCCUGCUCUUUUGAAAGACUGUUGGGAACUUGAUCCUGCUUUGCUUCCUUAAUAUUUGCUUGCUAUCAAUUGAGGAAGAAUCUCUAGUUGAGAAACUGAUUUUCUGUGGGUGCUCUUUUCUUUGGUUUAAAGGUUCAAGGUAGAAAACAUUGUCAAUGGCAAUCAAACAUGCAGAGAGGCUGUGGCAAAAGGAAUGCCAUUACAGGAAGUCAUUGCUAGCAUCCUAAAGCUAAAAGGGAAGUAGGACCAUGACAAGAUUAUGUUGUUCUUGCCACCAGGCCCACCACUGAUGAGCUUGGUAAGCAUCUUGAGAUGCAAUUUGAUGUUUAUUGUGUGUUACUGUACAGAUUAAUGAUCAUUUGUUUGCUUGCACUAUUAUUGCAAUUAUGAUUCAUUAGUGAAAGGACAAUUCAUCUAUUAUUUCAGUAAUUUAAAUUAUGAAAAAUAGAAAAACACUUCUGAUAAUGCCA